UCAAUAAAACUUUGUCCACUGGGACUCAGAAUGUUCAACACACAAGCCGUCCAUCCCAGAAUGAGGUCUUGCAAAGAUAUCUUUGUGUUACUUUUAUUUCUUUAUACAGUUCAAGGAAAUAUACUGGAUAAGUAUGUACAGACAAAUGGAGCUUGGAUAGAUAGUCUUCAAAAGAACCAAUACAGAACACUCAGUAAAGAAGAAUGUGCUGAGAAAUGUGAUGGUGAAACAGAAUUUAUUUGCAGAUCUUUUAUAUUUGCUGUCAAAGUGGAAACAUGCACUACUCUACCUGACAACAGCAAAACAGCACACCUGUUCAGAAAAGCAGAUGCUAUUCUCUUUGAAAAAAGAAUUUUUCUACUUAAUUGCAGACGAGGAAAUGGUUAUGACUACAGAGGAACCAUAUCUACCACUCGGAGAGGUGUAACUUGCCAGCGCUGGGCAAGCAACAGUCCUCAUGUACCCAACUAUUCACCGAGAACUCACCCUAAUGCAUCGUUAGAAAAAAAUUUCUGUAGGAAUCCGGAUAACGAUGAGGAAGGCCCCUGGUGCUACACAACGGAUCCUGAAACCAGAUUUGAUUAUUGCAACAUCCCGGAAUGUGAAGUUCAAUGCAUGCACUGCAGUGGGGAAAACUAUCAAGGCACAAUUUCCCAAACAGAAUCUGGGCUUCAGUGUCAGGCUUGGAAUUCUCAAGAACCUCACUCUCAUGGAUACGUUCCUUCAAAUUUUCCAGAAAAGAAUCUCCAGUCAAAUUACUGUCGUAAUCCUGAUGGCGAGCCCCGUCCUUGGUGUUUCACCACCAGCCCAACUAAACGCUGGGAAUAUUGCAACAUUCCACGGUGUACUUCGCCUUCACCAGUCCCCAUCACAGGGCGCCAGUGUCUUACGGGAAGGGGAGAAGACUAUCGAGGGAAUGUCGAUGUCACUGCUUCAGGAGCAAAAUGCCAGUCCUGGGCAGCCCAGACACCUCACCAACAUGGAAGAACCCCAGAAGCCUACCCUUGCAAAGGUUUAGAAGAAAAUUAUUGCAGAAACCCUGAUGGGGAGACCAGUCCUUGGUGCUACACCACCGAUCCCAAUAAACGGUGGGAAUACUGCAAUAUUCCUAGCUGCGGUGCUGUAGUAACAGCUGCUACUACUGCUGCACUUCUUCCUGUUAAACCUGCUCAACCUACAUUUGUUGAAGACUGCUAUCGGGGCAAUGGUGAAGAUUACCGGGGUACUGCUUCAUUGACUGUCUCAGGAAAGAAGUGCCAAGCAUGGUGGUCUAUGAAACCUCAUCCACACACAAAAACCCCAUCUGCCUACCCAGAAGCGGACCUAAGAAGAAAUUACUGCAGAAACCCAGAUAAAGAUGAUAACGGACCCUGGUGCUUCACAACUGAUUCCAGCACGAGAUGGGAGUACUGCAAUCUGCAGAAGUGCACGGAUCAAGUGCAGCAGGAGCCUACAGCAUCAGAAAAUAUGCAAACAGAUUGUCGGUUUGGUAACGGUAAGGACUACCGUGGAAAGAUUGCAGUAACAGUGAGUGGCAAGAGUUGCCAAGAGUGGCGUUUGCAGACACCUCAUAAGCAUGAUUCCUUCACACCGCUGACUCACCCACGUUCAGGCCUGGAAAGGAAUUAUUGCAGAAAUCCUGAUAGUGAUAAUAAUGGUCCCUGGUGUUAUACCAAAGACCCAAGAACAGCCUGGGAAUAUUGUGACAUCCCACAGUGCCCUCCUCCUGAAUAUGAGUGUGGAAAAGCCAAGUAUAAACCAGCCCUGUGUUAUGGAAGGAUUGUUGGCGGGUGUGUUUCAAAUCCCCAUUCUUGGCCCUGGCAGAUCAGUCUCCGAUUAAGAAUCCUAGAUGCGCACUUCUGUGGAGGCACAUUAAUAAGUCCACAAUGGGUUCUGACAGCAACUCACUGCUUGCAACGUAAAUGUUCCUUUUGCAGGUCAUCAAGGGCUUCAACUUAUAAAGUGGCAGUUGGGUCACACACAGAGAGAGCUUUAGAGCCAUCCACACAACACCGAGAUAUUGAGAAAAUAUUCAAAGAACCAAACGGGGCAGAUAUUGCCCUGCUGAAACUGAGCAGCCCUGUACUGAUCACCAACGAAGUAAUUCCAGCAUGUUUGCCUUCUGUCAAUGCAGUGGUACCAGGCGGGGCAGAAUGCUAUGUCACUGGAUGGGGUGAUACAAAAGGAACUGGUGGAGAGGGAUUACUGAAAGAGACUGGCUUCCCUGUAAUUGAAAAUAAAGUGUGUAAUCGGCCUGAUUUUCUGGGUGGCAGAGUCAGAACCACUGAACUCUGUGCCGGUAAUAUUGAUGGUGGCACCGAUAGUUGUCAGGGUGACAGUGGAGGCCCUCUGGUUUGUGAAGAACAAGGGAAAUAUAUUGUUCAUGGCGUCACCUCUUGGGGUCUUGGCUGUGCCGAGGCCAUGAAACCAGGGGUUUAUGUUCGAGUUUCCAGGUUUAUUCCAUGGAUUGAAAGAACGAUGAGGGAAAACGAGUGAUCUUUUGAUGAAGGCAAGAUGCACAAACAAGCACAUGAAAGGGAUCCAGAGUGCAAUAUUAUGUUUGAUUAACAUGAAUGUAAAAUAAAAUCAUGCACAUGUAACCUAAA
Messenger RNA from Varanus komodoensis (Komodo dragon), 2606 nucleotides. RefSeq names its product plasminogen (gene PLG). Lineage: Eukaryota; Metazoa; Chordata; Lepidosauria; Squamata; Varanidae. The transcript is spliced from 19 exons. The record is from RefSeq and is a predicted model, not a curated record. Gene Ontology annotation, molecular function: serine-type endopeptidase activity; signaling receptor binding. Bases 31 to 2496 code for a protein of 821 amino acids. Gene Ontology annotation, cellular component: extrinsic component of plasma membrane. Gene Ontology annotation, biological process: proteolysis.